This is a messenger RNA of Bipolaris maydis ATCC 48331, 978 nucleotides long. The record is from RefSeq and is a predicted model, not a curated record. Lineage: Eukaryota; Fungi; Ascomycota; Dothideomycetes; Pleosporales; Pleosporaceae.
AUGGUCUUCGGAAGCAAGAUCAUUGUUGAGGCUAAUCUGUUUAAUAGCGAGCACAUUGAUGGCGCCGGGUCCUUCGAUUACAUACAGUGUGAGCCUGGUGCGAAGCCGCAAAUACUGAAGCACAACGUUCGCGAUCUUGUAAGGAAGCUUCAGGUAGACGAUCCAUACACUUUCGGCUUAUUAAAGUGCAAGGGCUUCGUCGCGGAAACAGUCCCAGCGGGAUAUGCAGAACUUCUCUCGCUGACGCUAGUCUUUAGAGAGCCUCCGGGCCCUAGAAGCCUGCGAGAGAUUUUGCUCAAUACACCGACAUCCACAUCAACUACACGGCGGCUCGAAAUCACACGAGAUCUGGCCAGGCAUCCACCUCGACAAGGUUUCAGUCCUCACGACGACUACGAGAUGCACCACUAUAUAUACAGUUUGGGCGUAUGCUUAUUGGAAAUUGGUCUCUGGGGUAGCUUCGUCGAAUACGAUCCUACAACCGGGGCGCAUAGCCUUUCGCAACUGCUCACGGCCAGGUCUGAGAAAGAUAAAGAUCUUUUCGUCGCUCUCGCUCAAUGUCCCCUGCCAGGAAGCAUGGGCGAUACGUAUGCAGAGAUUGUAGAGACCUGUUUGACGUGUCUUGAUCCAGGUAAUGUUGAUUCUGGAGAUGAAAAGGCGUUUGAAGACGAAGACGGAAUCCUUGUUGGAGUUCGCUACAUUGAGAAGGUUCUUCUUCGUCUAGGAAAGCCGAUUAUGUAGCCUGUUAAGGUUGAGGUGACAUCGAGAGGCUUUCCGCUUUGGGAAGGUAUUCUGAAGCCCUUCAGAGGGCAUGCUGCAAUAGGAAACCGAGUGACUACCACCAGACCAUCGGCCUUUACGUAGUGUUUUAGGCUAGAUAAAUCUUGGUGAUUUUCCGGCUAUCGCUUAGGAAUCACGGACCCUGUUAUUUGAUUUUCAGCACGACUUUCUCAAUAAGACACUUAUAUGUUUGCCUUU